UCGUAUUUCUUACACCACAACACUCAAUAGUAAAUUCAAAACAAAUCAACAUGAAUUUCAAAUUAGCUUUCAUUUUGUUCAUUUCUUUCGGUUUCGUGUCUUUUUCACAUUGCCGAACAGUAAAUGGAUUAAUAGGAUCUAAUCCAUGUACCUGGGGUCCAAGUUACUGGUGUUCUUCACUGAAAGCUGCAACAAAAUGCAACGCUGUACAAUACUGUCAAGAACAUAACAUAGAAUUGACCCAAGAUCAAAUAGUUGGUGACAAACCAUGCACAUGGGGUCCAAGUUACUGGUGUUCUUCAAUGAAAGCAGCUAAAGAAUGCAACGCUGUACAAUACUGUCAAGAACAUAGCAUUGAAUUAACCCAAGAUCAAAUAGUUGGUGACAAACCAUGCACAUGGGGUCCAAGUUACUGGUGUUCUUCAAUGAAAGCAGCUAAAGAAUGCAACGCUGUACAAUACUGUCAAGAACAUAACAUUGAAUUGACCCAAGAUCAAUUAGUUGGUGACAAACCAUGCACAUGGGGUCCAAGUUACUGGUGUUCUUCAAUGAAAGCAGCUAAAGAAUGCAACGCUGUACAAUACUGUCAAGAACAUAACAUUGAAUUGACCCAAGAUCAAAUAGUUGGUGACAAUCCAUGCACAUGGGGUCCAAGUUACUGGUGUUCUUCAAUGAAAGCAGCUAAAGAAUGUAACGCUAUACAAUACUGCCAAGAACAUAACAUUGAAUUAACCCAAGAUCAAAUAGUUGGUGACAAACCAUGCACAUGGGGUCCAAGUUACUGGUGUUCUUCAAUGAAAGCAGCCAAAGAAUGUAACGCUGUACAAUACUGCCAAGAACAUAACAUUGAAUUAACCCAAGAUCAAAUAGUUGGUGACAAACCAUGCACAUGGGGUCCAAGUUACUGGUGUUCUUCAAUGAAAGCAGCUAAAGAAUGUAACACUGUACAAUACUGCCAAGAACAUAGCAUUGAAUUGGCCCAAGAUCAAAUAGUUGGUGACAAUAAAUGCACAUGGGGUCCAAGUUACUGGUGUUCUUCAAUGAAAGCAGCUAAAGAAUGUAACGCUGUACAAUACUGCCAAGAACAUAACAUUGAAUUGACCCAAAAUCAAAUAGUUGGUGACAAUCCAUGCACAUGGGGUCCAAGUUACUGGUGUUCUUCAAUGAAAGCAGCUAAAGAAUGCAACGCUGUACAAUACUGUCAAGAACAUAACAUUGAAUUUACUCAAUCAAAACUGAACAAUCAUCAAAGAGUAGGUGAUAAUCCAUGCACGUGGGGUCCAAGUUACUGGUGUUCAUCACUCGAAGCAGCUAAAAAAUGUCAUACUGAAACCUAUUGUGGUUUUUAAGCGUAAUAAAGCUGUAUUUGUAAUUGAAAUAAAUCAUUCCAAUUUGAGACAAAA
Chrysoperla carnea is the source of this 1403-nucleotide messenger RNA. RefSeq lists its product as uncharacterized. Lineage: Eukaryota; Metazoa; Arthropoda; Insecta; Neuroptera; Chrysopidae. Bases 51 to 1349 code for a protein of 432 amino acids. The transcript is spliced from 2 exons. The record is from RefSeq and is a predicted model, not a curated record.